This is a messenger RNA of Suillus bovinus, 1038 nucleotides long. RefSeq lists its product as uncharacterized. Lineage: Eukaryota; Fungi; Basidiomycota; Agaricomycetes; Boletales; Suillaceae. The record is from RefSeq and is a predicted model, not a curated record. Bases 1 to 1038 code for a protein of 345 amino acids. The transcript has 6 exons.
AUGCAGAAGAAGAAGCCUGCAGCACCAACCAGUCAGGUGAAAAAGAAGACCGCCACUUCAGCACCAGGCGCGAAACCAUCCAGAAAAAAGCGGUCACAUACCAUAGUAAGAGACUCAGAUGACGAGGAUGCCGAGUCCAUGGAUGAAGACCUUAGAGCUCAAAAGAAAGUCCGAAGCACCGUGCCAGCCAAAGCUCAUCAAAACAAAGAUGAUGACAACGAUGCUACUGUGAAUUGUGAGGUUGACUCUGAUAAUCCGAAUGGCUCGAAUUUGGAUGAUUCGGACAUUAAUGAAGGAGAGAAUGAGUCACCAAGAUCAAUCACAAGAAAGCUCUUUGAUGAGGUCCCAGAGUCAUUGGCGCUCCCUCCAAGUCAGUAUCGUCGACAACAGUAUCACCAUCAAACAGCAUCACGUGAAAAUUCAAAGCCAACUGCGCAUGAUCACAAACAUGCAACAGAGAUCCCUGCCUGGGCUGAUGAUGUGGCGGUCUCAGACUCUGAAUCUAGUGGUGAUCCAGACUCGGAUGAUGCAGGAAGCACUACAACAAGAAGUUCGAGGAUGCCUGUACCUCCUGUGGCCAAAAGUAAAGCACACCUAGUGAUAACUGAGUCAGGGAAUGUGAAGCUCCUUGAUCAGAACCUGGAUACGAAGAGAGUCAUUAAACGGGCGAUUUUGGAUGCAAAGAGUCACCUUGUGUUUGUUGACGGGUUCCCAGAACUGAUUGACAAAAAUCAGCUUUCACACAAGUCAUUGCUAACCGUUGCUGGGGAAUUGGGUCUGCAUGAGAUCAAAAAGUGUCUGCGCUUGGACGAGAACUAUAUCAUGCUGCUGGCUGCCCUGGUAGAUGCCCACAUCCCAAUCCUGCACCGUGAACUGAAAGACAAUGCAUUGGCAGGCAUCUCCGGUUACUUUCGUCUGGGGCACAUAGACACCGACAAGGCCAAAAGUCUUCUUGUGCAGCAUGCCUAUAUCUAUGUGAUAAAGCUCAAGGUGUUCCUAAACCUGUACCGAACAAGCCCUAUCAGGGCAAAUUCUUAA